Molecule: messenger RNA, 1650 nt
Organism: Cuscuta campestris
Lineage: Eukaryota; Viridiplantae; Streptophyta; Magnoliopsida; Solanales; Convolvulaceae
Source: the annotation of a GenBank genome assembly
CCCAAGGGUUGAAACUCUAUAGUAGAAGACAAAACCCAUUUCUCUUUCUAAAACAUUAAUUAAUUCAUACACAGAUGUAGAAAGAGAAGGAAGAAUGGGGAGUUGGGAAGUCUUGAAGACGACGCCUUAAAGCAUACCUAUAAUAUAAAUCCCCCAUUAACGUGUUCAGGUGUUGCCUGUUCUUGUGCGGUGUGCGCUGUUGAUUUAUAAUUCGACUACUUUUUUGUGGAUGAUAGCAUACAUUAAUACUCCCAAUCAAAGAAAAGUGCCUUGGGAGAAGGUGGAAUCUGGGGAUUGUUCAGUUCCAAACUGGGACCAGGAAAAUGGGGAACCGACUUUUACGCAUGACGAAGAAGGAUUCCGGCCGGGAGAAUGGACGGAGCAACAGCGCCGUGGGGUCCCGGAGCAAGAGGGCGGAUAGAUCCAAGCGGAGGUCGGUGAUGGAGGAAGAGUUGCUCCACAGGCAAGCUCUGUCUAUGGCAAUUCAGCAGCACCAGUUGUCUCAGAGAUUCGACGCCUCCAUGUCCCGCCGGAUUGGAUCCACCAGCUCUCGCCGCCGUAACGAUCCGUCCGAGUCUUUUCCUGCCGCCGCCAAGCAGUCCGCGGAAUUUUUGGAGAGCAUAAAAACAAAGAGGUUUGUUUUGAUACAUGGGGAAGGAUUUGGUGCCUGGUGUUGGUAUAAAACUAUUGCCUUAUUGGAGGAAACAGGAUUGGCUCCUAUCGGUUUGGACCUUACCGGAUCUGGCAUUGAUCUGACUGAUACAAACAAUGUCAAAACAUUGGAAGACUACUCAAAGCCAUUGCUCGAUUAUCUCAAAAGCUUACCAGAGGAUGAAAAGGUGAUUUUGGCUGGUCACAGUGCUGGAGGUGCUUGCAUUUCCUAUGCAUUGGAGCAUCUUUCUCACAAGAUUGAUAAAGCAGUAUUCAUUUGCGGUACAAUGGUGUCUGAUGGACAGAGACCUUUUGACGUGUUUGCUGAAGAGCUUGGGUCUGCAGAACUUUUCAUGCAAGAAUCAAAGUUUCUGAUCCAUGGCGAUGGUAAAGAGAAGCCGGCUACUGGCUUCAUGUUUGAAAAGGAGCAGAUGCAUGGGUUAUAUUUCAAUCAAUCUCCAGCAAAGGAUAUUGCUUUGGCAAGGGUUUCAAUGAGACCAAUCCCUCUUGGUCCAAUGAUGGAGAAGCUGUCUUUGACUCCCCAAAACUACGGAAGUGGCCGGAGAUUCUACGUCCAAACAUUGGACGAUCACGCCCUUUCACCGGAUGUCCAAGAAAAGCUGGUGAGGGAAAAUCCUCCAGAAGGAGUGUUCAAGAUCAAAGGGAGUGACCACUGCCCUUUCUUCUCGAAGCCGCAAUCGCUGCAUAAAAUUUUACUUGAAAUUGCUCAGAUUCAGUAAAAUAUCAGAUAUAUCCUCAGCAAAAUGCAUUCUUGAAAUUGUUUAGCUCAGCAUGAUUUGGUAUCUUCAAAGAACAAACAAAACUCUUUUGCUCAUAGUAAAAAUGGCGUUAUGUACGUGAAUACUUUUUUUUCUUCUUCUCAAUGUGCCAUAAAGAAAAAAAAACAAAUGAGCAUGUUCUUGUGAGUUGUGAUCUUGUACAAUUACACAAAUUACCGUAUAUUAAAAAAAUGUGAAAAAGUAAAAUGUUUCAUACCAU